Pseudogymnoascus verrucosus is the source of this 420-nucleotide messenger RNA. RefSeq lists its product as uncharacterized. NCBI's taxonomy places the organism in Eukaryota, Fungi, Ascomycota, Leotiomycetes, Thelebolales, Thelebolaceae. The transcript is spliced from 2 exons. The record is from RefSeq and is a predicted model, not a curated record. Bases 1 to 420 code for a protein of 139 amino acids. Gene Ontology annotation, molecular function: DNA-binding transcription factor activity. Gene Ontology annotation, biological process: regulation of DNA-templated transcription.
AUGGCCGCAACGUCGCAAAUCCCAAACCGCACCUCCCAACGCGCCUUCCGCCAACGCCGGACUGAGCGCCUCCUCGCUCUCCAGUCCCGCGUCGCAGGUCUCGAAAAGCAAGUCGACGCGGCGAAAGUGGUGAAUCGGCUAUUAGCACAGAUGACCUGUUUGCGAGCUCUCGGAGAGACGGAGGUGGAUGAGGUGGCUGGGGAACCGCCUUCUUGUGAUGAGGGGACGGGGUUUCAGACGUGUGAUUUGACGUUGUUGGGACAGGGGUUGGGAAGGGGGUAUUGGGAUGCGUUUGCAGGCAGGGAAGGAGAAUUUGAGGCGGAUGAUAGGGUGGAUUGGCAGACGGGGGGGUUGGGCGAGGGGGCGCUUUCGGAGGCGUCGCUGUUUGGGCGGGUGCUGGAUGGGGCGGGGUGGGCGUGA